Messenger RNA from Lachancea sp. 'fantastica', 756 nucleotides. Lineage: Eukaryota; Fungi; Ascomycota; Saccharomycetes; Saccharomycetales; Saccharomycetaceae. The record is from the annotation of a GenBank genome assembly.
AUGGAGAUCGUUUUGUCUCCUGUGGUUAUCCUGCAAGUUAAUCAGCUACUGGAGACUAAAAAAGCGUUCGAAAGUGCUAUCAGUGAGCCUUUUGGUCUUUUAUUAUUUGGUGAAGUCUCACAGUCCGAUGUGCUCAUACAACAUGGAUUAGAAUUACCAUUAUUUGAUGAAAAUCACACACUAAACUAUCAUUCAGAAGUACUGAACAAACGGAUCGAGCUCUUGCACUCUGUGUUCCCACAUUUACAGCCAUUGGGCAUUAUUUUCCUCGGUGAGAGUUUCUACCCAUGCAGCUUCAACAAGAUUCUUGAUGCAUUGACGAAAGAGGUUGUAACCUUGAAAUGCUUCCUGAUAUAUACCCUUCAAGGUAACAAGCUAGAUAUUCGCUGCCAUCAAAUUGACGGGCCUCGAAAUCAGUUACCACUACGGUUGCCAAACAAUGAUACCUUACUGGCUGCCAUUGACGGCUCAAAACAAUAUACACUUAGGAAUGAGGACAAGAACGAUAAUGAGAAACAAAAAGAGUUCAACGAGAAGCUUAUCUCUAGAAUCAACACCAUCAUUGACUACCUGGAGAAAGGCCAGGUUACUGACUCAAUUUUGAGAAAAGUAGACCUAUUAGUUUUACAAUUGAAAAAAGCUCCCACGAACGACAUCCAACAACAAGUUUUGGAGAAAGAAAUGCAGUUGCAGGUACUGAACAUUAUAUGCAACCAAUGGGAAGCAGGGCAGACACUUAGCAGAAAUGUGCCAUAA